ACAUAGAAAUGGGGUUGUCCAUAGAGAGCGAGUCAAUGAGUCAAAAGCACUAUCAUAUCCACAAGCUUUUCUUGUUCUGCAACUACAUACUCCUUGGCGCAGCCUCCAGCUGCAUCUUCCUCACCCUCUCUCUCCGCCUCUUCCCCUCCCUCUGCGGCUUCUUCUUGAUCCUCCUCCACGCGUUCACCAUUGCAGGCGCUGUGUCUGGCUGCGCCGCCGUUUCCGGAGAUGCUAACCGCUGGUACUCUGCUCACAUGGUGGCCACCGUGCUAACCGCCAUAUUCCAGGGAUCUAUUUCGGUGCUGAUAUUCACGAGAACUGGGGACUUUCUUGUGCAGUUGAAUUCAUACGUGAGGGAAGAUGAUGCCUCGGUGAUCCUCAAACUUGGUGGGGGCCUUGCUGCUUUGAUAUUCUGCUUGGAAUGGGUGGUCCUCACUCUUGCGUUUUUCUUGAAGUACUACUCUUAUGUCGAAGGAAGUGAUGGUGUUGCUGCCAGGAGAACUGCCAAGGUUCAGGGCCAAGACGAUUUGAAGGAUUGGCCAUGGCCUUUCCAAGUUUGAAUCUUGUUUUCUUAUUAUUAUUCUUUUGUUUCUUGGUUCUUUGAAUGAAAGAAAGGGGCAUCCUUGUCCCACUUUGACAAAUAUUUAUAUAUUUCUAUAAGUAUUCAGAAUACAAUGAAAAGAAAGGAUCAUUCUUGAUUA
Arachis stenosperma is the source of this 701-nucleotide messenger RNA. RefSeq lists its product as uncharacterized. The transcript has a single exon. The coding region runs from base 9 to 560 and encodes 183 amino acids. The record is from RefSeq and is a predicted model, not a curated record. NCBI's taxonomy places the organism in Eukaryota, Viridiplantae, Streptophyta, Magnoliopsida, Fabales, Fabaceae.